This is a messenger RNA of Cajanus cajan (pigeon pea), 2867 nucleotides long. RefSeq names its product nucleobase-ascorbate transporter 11. Gene Ontology annotation, molecular function: transmembrane transporter activity. Gene Ontology annotation, biological process: transmembrane transport. The record is from RefSeq and is a predicted model, not a curated record. Gene Ontology annotation, cellular component: membrane. Lineage: Eukaryota; Viridiplantae; Streptophyta; Magnoliopsida; Fabales; Fabaceae.
CAUCGUCAUUGCGUUCAUGUGUAAAUCAAUUGAACUGAACCACUCCACUCCUUGAGCUAACAAUUGGUCGCAACAUAAGAAGAUUACUUGAAACAGAAGAAAAGAGACAAAUCUCAUCAUUCCCACCGAAUAAAAAAUGACGCACAUACACAUUCAAUAAAAAAGCAAUUUGUCUGAUUCAAUGCCCGCUUCACUUCACUCACUCAGCUCCUACACUCAACACUCAACACUCCCUAUAUCAAUUCAACGGUCACUCCACGGGGACAUUUUGGUAAUUCCACUCCCUCCUUCGUUCGCUAGUCACUGUUAACUGUUCCAAACCGAACCACAUUUUCACACCAUUUUGAGUUCCAGCGUUCCACUUUGCGAUCUCAUUUUUCAUCUUUGUACCGAUUUGGGUACAGUUCAAGUGUCAAUGGAAGCUGGGUCGAACAGAAAUGUGGCAAUGAGUGUGAGGGGCGGCACUGGGAGGAGACAAGGUGGUGGUGUUGCAGGCAAGGUGGAACCUUUUGUGUCGCGGAGUGAGCACAGCCCGAGAGAGUUACGUUCAUGGGCGAAAAGAACGGGCUUUGUGUCUGAUUACUCUGGGGAAGCGGGGACAAGUGGGAGUGAAAAGUUUGAAGCUUUUCAGAGGAAAGGAGGAGGGUCGUCUCCGAAGAUAGAGAUAGAUCCGGUGGUGGGGAGGACCAGACAAAACGAGAUCGAACCAGAGUCUCAUGGAGGUGCCACGAGGGUUGAGAAUGAUGGUAGGGGGAGGAAGGAGAAGGAGCAGGAUGGGGAGAGGAAAGUUGGUUUCAAUGGGAAUGGGAAUGGGAAUGGGCAUGGCGUCUCUACAGUUGCUCCUGUGAAUGAGGAAAAGGAGGGGGAGGAAGGACAAGGGGAUGAUGUUAAGGUCAAUGUGUUUCCAGAAGAGGAGGAGCCUGCUAAUGGAGGGUGGCAAGGACCGUUUGGAUUGAAGUGUGGGCUCAAAGAAAAUCCAGGGUUAGUACCACUUAUCUACUAUGGCCUGCAGCACUAUAUAUCGUUGGCUGGUUCUCUUGUAUUGAUUCCAUUAGUCAUGGUACCUGUCAUGGGUGGAACAGAUAAGGAUACUUCUACCGUGAUUUCUACAAUACUGUUUCUUUCUGGCAUCACAACUAUACUGCACUCCUACUUCGGUACCCGAUUGCCUUUAGUUCAAGGGAGCUCAUUUGUGUAUUUAGCACCAGCAUUAGUUAUCAUAAAUGCUCAAGAAUAUCGGAAUCUUACUGAACAUAAAUUUAGGCACAUAAUGAGGGAACUCCAAGGAGCCAUAAUUGUUGGUUCAAUAUUCCAAUGUAUACUGGGAUUUAGUGGUUUAAUGUCUGUUCUACUCAGGUUAAUCAACCCAAUUGUGGUUGCCCCAACUGUUGCUGCUGUAGGUUUAGCAUUCUUCAGCUACGGGUUUCCACAAGCAGGCACUUGCCCAGAAAUUACCAUUCCACAGAUAGCACUGGUUCUAAUAUUCACUCUGUAUCUUCGACGAAUAUCUAUCUUUGGGCGCCACUUGUUUCGAAUUUAUGCUGUUCCCUUGAGUUUGAUAAUUAUUUGGAUAUAUGCAUCCUUUUUAACUGCUGGGGGAGCAUAUAAUUACAAAGGAUGCAAUCCAGAUAUACCAAGUUCAAACAUUCUGUUGGAUGCAUGUAGAAAACAUGCAUACACCAUGAAGCAUUGCAGGACUGAUGUGUCCAAUGCAUUGUCUACUGCUGCAUGGGUCAGAAUCCCUUACCCUUUACAAUGGGGUAUCCCUAUUUUCCAUUUUAGGACUUCCAUAAUCAUGGUCAUAGUGUCACUGGUUGCUUCUGUGGAUUCAGUUGGAACUUAUCGUACUACAUCUCUGCAAGUUAAUUCAAGGCCCCCAACUCCUGGAGUUGUGAGCCGGGGAAUUGCACUCGAGGGUUUCUGUAGUAUAUUGGCUGGUCUUUGGGGUUCAGGUACUGGGGCAACGACCUUGACAGAAAACAUGCACACAAUUGACAUCACAAAGGUGGCAAGUCGGAAAGUAGUGGUAGUUGGAGCAGCUUUCUUGAUCCUGUUCUCAUUUGUAGGAAAAGUGGGUGCUCUUCUUGCUUCCAUUCCACAGGCUUUGGCUGCUUCUGUACUAUGUUUCAUGUGGGCUCUUACUGCAGCAUUGGGCCUCUCUAAUUUACAGUAUAGUCAAUCUGCCAGCUUCAGGAAUAUAACAAUAGUUGGCGUUUCACUGUUCCUUGGCAUGUCUAUUCCUGCUUAUUUUCAACAAUACCAGGCUGAAUCAAGUCUGAUACUGCCCAGUUAUUUGGUUCCUUAUGCGGCAGCAUCAAAUGGGCCGUUCCGUUCAGGCAUUAAACAACUUGAUUUUGCAAUCAAUGCUCUUAUGUCCUUGAACAUGGUGGUUACACUGUUGGUGGCAUUCCUACUGGACAACACUGUUCCUGGCAAUCAGCAAGAGCGAGGAGUGUAUACAUGGUCGCGAGCUGAAGACAUUGCCACUGAUCCCUUGCUGCAAUCCGAAUAUUCGCUGCCAAAGAAAGUAGCCCGGUGUUGCUGUUGGUUCAAAUGUUUGGGAGCCUAAGACCUUGGUUCAGUCUCAUUUUAAUGGCAAGAUUCCUUCUAGAAAAGGUCACUCCUGGGAUAUGUCUAUUAUUCCUUAUUCUCUUCCGUGGGACUUGGAAGAUAUUACAACUCAUGAAGACAAAGGUAAAUUAUAUGUAAGAUAGCCAUAGUGACUUUAAAUUGGUGAUAUUAUGCUUGAAAAAUUGCAUAGUUGUUUUCACACGUCAAAUUGUCCCCUGAAAAAAAAAGUAGUGUACUUAUGUAUUUAUAUUUCUCAUUAAUAAAUAUUCCAUUUUUGCAGUUUCACAUUGAGUUAA